Molecule: messenger RNA, 1618 nt
Organism: Adelges cooleyi (spruce gall adelgid)
Lineage: Eukaryota; Metazoa; Arthropoda; Insecta; Hemiptera; Adelgidae
Product: protein CLP1 homolog
Exons: 9
Coding region: 96-1457 (453 amino acids)
Biological process (GO): tRNA splicing, via endonucleolytic cleavage and ligation
Cellular component (GO): nucleus
Molecular function (GO): polynucleotide 5'-hydroxyl-kinase activity
Source: RefSeq, a predicted model, not a curated record
AACGCAUAUCGUUAUCCGUUAUGCGUUACACACAUUGAAAAAUAUACAAGGGUUAAAGUGAUUAAACAUUUAAAAUAUUAUAAUACGCUAAAUUUAUGUUGUUGACUUUUGUUUCAUCAACCAAUCAUGUUUGUGUUUUUGAUAAAGAUAAAGAUGGCAAACACUGUCCAGUGUAUGCGUAUGCGUAUCUGGACAAUCGCUACACAAGUACAAGUAUGCCGAAAAAAAUUGGAGAACAGUUGUUCAUAUUAAAACCAGACAAAGAACUCCGGUUUAAAGUGGAAAAUAUUUAUGAAACUGUCUUGCUAGAAUUGAAAUCUGGAGUGGCUGAAAUAUUUGGUUCUAUACUAGUGAUAGGAAAACCUUAUACAUUUCAUUUUGGUUCAUACGUUUCAAUAUUUACAUGGAAAGGAUGUAUAUUAAAAUUGUGUGGAAAAAAAGGAUUUACAUACACAAUAUCUAAUGUGACGCCUAUGAUGUCUUAUUUGAAAUGUCAUGCAUCGCUCGAACAAUUACGGCAAAAAGCAGAACAACAAAAAUGUCGGGGUCCAAUUACUAUGGUAGUUGGUUCAAAAAACACUGGAAAAUCCACAUUAUGCAGAAUAUUGCUUAAUUACGCGGCUAAAACUGGUGACAACGAUCGUAAACCUAUUUAUGUGGACUUAGAUCCUGACCGAGGACAAAUUUCGAUACCAGGAACAAUUGGGGCAGUAUUGGUUGAGAAACCUGCAGAACCAGACGAACAAUUUUCCCACAUAGCACCAUUAAUAUAUCAUUAUGGACACAAUUACAUAAAUAACGAUUUCGCUACAUUUAAUACUUUAGUAACGCAAAUGGCAAAGAUUAUUCAUGCACGAAUGGCCGUCAAUCCUAUUAUAAAUAAUUCGGGAAUAAUCAUCAACACUAGUGGACAGAUUGAAGGGAAAUAUUACGACACCCUGACUCAUAUAGCUCUUGCUUUUGAAGUUGACGUUAUUCUUGUAUUAGAUGAAGACCAAUUGUACGACCACCUAUUACAAGAUAUGCCUAAUUUUGUAAAAGUUUUAUAUCUUCCCAAAAGCGACUGGUUGCCAGUAAGAAGUAAAGAAAUGAGACGUUUAACUAUGGAAAAUCGAAUCCGCGAAUACUUUUUUAGCAAGCCUAAAACCAAGUUUUAUCCAUAUACCUGUUGUGUAAAGUUUAAGGAUAUUAAAGUGUUUGGAAUUAGUGAAGUUGAUUUUAAACCAGCACUUGUGCUUGUUAAUCCAGAUCGGAACAUGAUGUAUCAUAUUUUAGCGGUUAGUUUUGCCACAACGACUGAGGAAGACAUUAUUAGGACAAAUAUUGCAGGUUUUGUGUGUGUGAUAAACGUGAGUACAAAACAGAAAAGACUAAUUCUGCUGUCUCCUUUGCCGAAACCUUUGCCAGACGCUGUUUACCUCAUUUCGGACACAAAAUUCAUAGUCCGUCAACACUGAAAACUAUACUGUUGAUUGUUGAUUUACUAUUGACCAUUAGUUGUUUUAUAGGCUAUACUCUAGAAAUUAAAAUGUUUUUAAUUAUUAUUUUAUUUGUUACAUAAAGUUGUUAUAAUGGAUUUUCUUGAAAUUUCACUUAUAUUAGUGGGUUUAUAUCUUUU